Messenger RNA from Ixodes scapularis (black-legged tick), 2276 nucleotides. RefSeq lists its product as uncharacterized. Bases 335 to 1135 code for a protein of 266 amino acids. The transcript has 9 exons. The record is from RefSeq and is a predicted model, not a curated record. Lineage: Eukaryota; Metazoa; Arthropoda; Arachnida; Ixodida; Ixodidae.
GUCAAGGUUCAGUGCCGGGGCGAGGUCUCGGUACGGAGCGGUUCCUUUUUCAAAGGAUCGCACCUGACGCUUCUCCAACUCAUGAAAAUCAUCCUCCGGAUGCCAGAACCUACCGUGCACCGUCUUUCAGCGGGAGUUUGUUCCCGAGUGACCCAGUGAGCAGCUGCCCGAGCCAUGGACCAACAACGCUCGAUGAUGAUGUCUCGGUCCAUGAUGCAUUCGAGGUCGAUCAUGAUGAGACCCGCAAAAAACAACCGGCACACCAGAAGCACCAGACGAUGCAUCCACGCCUACCUCCAAAUACGAUGACGGCAUCUACGAGGUCAGGAAGCUGAUGGAGGUGUACAGCGCUUCCACCCCAAAGAUGGUGAUCUCCAUCGACUACGACGCGAUCGACCUGGCGAGGCUGAGCACAGUUGUGAACGGAUUGAGUGUCCAAACGCCCUUCGUGAGGAAAGUGAGCGGCGUCGAAGUGCGUAAUGUGCCGCUGAACCUUUCCGACUACGACCUCAUCAACAACGCCUUGACGAAAGUCAAGCAAGACGUCUCGGUCAUCAGCGAGGUCUUCAUCGCGUUCAAGCCACAGUACCCUUGGAUGCCCUCGCGCCAAAUGCAUGUGGAUAUCCCCACGUUGACCAGCAUUAUGGAGAAGACCACAGCGAGCACCAUCUUCACACACUACAUCCCGACGCCAGGUCUUAGAAAAUACGAUGUUGGUGUACCGAACCCCUACUCCCGCCUGGCAGAGUCACUGAAAACAAUGAAGAGCACCUUCCCAUCACCAUCAAUUACGCUCUGCCCAUCUUUGUUCAUCGGGGCGUACCACUUCAAGGACGUGAGCAGCGACAACACUGCUUCGAGCUACGAGCCGAUCAAGAUUUGCAACGCGAUCAAUCUGGGCAAGCCUGCAAACAAGGGGAUUCAGGCCAACGACGACGGCAUCAAUGUCACGAUAGGAACUGACGCCUAUGCAUACGACACCGAGAAGAGUAUGGAGAAAAAAGUGCAGUUGAUCAAGCAAUAUUUUCCAAACUGCAUCUACCUCGAACAAAUAUCUUUAGACGAUGUGACAUGCCAGUGCCACUCGCGUUUUUUUCUGGCGAUGACUUCGCUCGUGCGAGCUUAUUACCCGUAAAUAAAAGCCCUAAUUCACACACCGCUCCCCGAUAUUCCUGCACAUCUUCUUUCCCGCUGCACACCCAAAGAUUCAACCAGUGUUCUAAAAAGGGGCCCCCAGCAAACAAGAGUAUUUUGGAUGAGCUCGAACCACCCACUAAGAAAAAUUGUGUCAUCAUGGUGUCAUCAGAAAGUGACGUGAUGUCGGGAGCUUGAUGCUCACCGGUCACCAUGGAGGUAGGAAGAUUCUGGAGGCGACAUGGCGCCACCAGAGGUGAAGCCCGGGAAAAUUCCGGUUUGGAGUGACACGCCCCCAACGAUGACCAAAACCAACAGACGCUAUUGGACGGACUUGGGCACUCUUGGGGGGGCAUUCCCACCUACUGCGACCUCUACUUCCGGCUUCACUCUGGAUUUUCUCGUUUGGCUGGCUUGAGCCGGUAUGUCGCCUCCUCCAAUUCCUACCUCCAUGCUGGUCACCCACCGCCAAUUUCAGCGAUUGGUCAGCAGCGUGCACUGCAGGAAAGUGAACGAGCAGGCUUUUCUCGAGUGUACUUUGCGCGAUUUCACGCUUUUUAAUAUGCCUUGUUUUAUCAUAUGUGACAGAAUAAAAGUAGCAUCUGUGUUAGAGCGUGACCGACUGCUUACGAUAAAACGUAUCGGCAUGCCAUCUAUCGGGGAACCCUGGCCCACUUUUGGUGUCCCUAUAUUUCCUAAAUUAAACAAAAGGUCUGUCAGUACUUGCGAGGUCAACUCUAUGCACUGAUAAGUAAUUGCUUAUAACACUGUCAGGAUCCAUUUCAAACCCAUGGUUAAAAAAAGAUGCGUAAAAAAAUUGGGAAAUGUACACAGUCUAGAGGAAAGCCAGGGUUAGGCGCUAGAUAGAACCGGUAUGUCAUAUCUCGUCAUUAGCAGUCCAGCAGCUGCAACACAGUGUAUCCCUCUCAAACAAUGUGUGAACAAGUCCUACGGAAGAAAAGUGACAGAGGCAACCUAUGUCAUCCCAAGGACAGACCACCUACUUCAUCAGUCCUGUUUUCAACUAUUUUCGAAAUGCAUAAUAAACUCACAAUCUACAAGUGAUCAGUUGUUGAUAGCCAUGGUUGUGUUUGCCCAACUGUACUUACGUCUCCGGUCAGGUUUCACCUAAGUUUGUGCAA